GCGCUCCAGCCAAGAUUUGGGGCUGUAGGUGCCGGAUUUGAAGAGGUUGCGCCGGGUCCCCAGAGGAGGGGACGUUAGGGUCCGCAGAGGAGGGGAGUGAAAGAUCAUGGAAGAGACGCCAGGGUCCCGAGAGGAGAGUGAGGGAAGCGCCAUGGCGGGCGUGGGCUUCGAGGAGUUCUCGGCGCCGCCGGGCUCCGAGCUGGCGCUGCCCCCGCUCUUCGGCGGCCACAUCCUGGAGUCGGAGCUGGAGACCGAGGUGGAGUUCGUGGGCGGAGCCCUGGGGGGGCCCGGGCUCCGGGAGCGGGAGGAAGAGGAGGAGGCCGCCCGGGGCAGGCGGCGCCGCCAGCGCGAGCUGAGCCGCCGCAAGUACCAGGCGCUGGGCCGGCGCUGCCGGGAAAUCGAGCAGGUGAACGAGCGGGUCCUGAACAGGCUUCACCAGGUGCAGAGAAUCACAAGGAGGCUCAGGCAGGAGCGGAGGUUUCUGAUGCGAGUCCUGGACUCCUAUGGAGACGAUUACCGGAAGAGCCAGUUCACUAUCGUCCUGGAGGACGAGGGCAGCCAAGGCCCCGACGCCCCCACCCCAGGAAAUGCAGAGAACGAGCCACCAGAAAAGGAAAGCCUGUCCCCUCCCCCUCGGCGGCCCCCCGAGCCUGGCAGUCCCCCACCGGGGGAAGGCCCCAGCGGAAAGAAAAGGCGGAGGGCGCCCCGGGAUGGGCGCCGAGGUGGGGUACUGCUAACCCCAGAGCUGGACCCGGGCCAGAUCAAAGUGGAGGAUGACUUUGGCUUCGAGCCAGAAGAGGCGCUCACCCCAGGAUGGGUAGCCCGAGGCCCGGACAAGCUGCUGUCCUACCCCACUUUGGCCAGCCCUCCCUUUGACAUCACCCCCCAAUAAAGCUUUGUCUCCCCUCCA
This is a messenger RNA of Antechinus flavipes (yellow-footed antechinus), 910 nucleotides long. RefSeq names its product TCF3 fusion partner (gene TFPT). Gene Ontology annotation, molecular function: DNA binding. Lineage: Eukaryota; Metazoa; Chordata; Mammalia; Dasyuromorphia; Dasyuridae. Bases 107 to 892 code for a protein of 261 amino acids. Gene Ontology annotation, cellular component: Ino80 complex. The record is from RefSeq and is a predicted model, not a curated record. The transcript is spliced from 6 exons. Gene Ontology annotation, biological process: apoptotic signaling pathway; positive regulation of apoptotic process; apoptotic process.